This is a messenger RNA of Ixodes scapularis (black-legged tick), 408 nucleotides long. RefSeq lists its product as uncharacterized. Gene Ontology annotation, molecular function: serine-type endopeptidase inhibitor activity. The record is from RefSeq and is a predicted model, not a curated record. NCBI's taxonomy places the organism in Eukaryota, Metazoa, Arthropoda, Arachnida, Ixodida, Ixodidae. The transcript is spliced from 4 exons. The coding region runs from base 18 to 302 and encodes 94 amino acids.
GACAUCUACCAUCCAAGAUGAAGGCAGCCAUCGCAGCUCUUUGCUUGCUAGCCGCAGUAGUGUGCGUCAUUGCGCUGCUGCCUGAACGCGUCUGCAGAGCACCACAUCCUGUGUCGUCCUGCGCCCCUGGGACUCCAAUUACUACGAUGUACUACUUUGACAACCACACUGACAGAUGCCAGAAAUACCUUGGAUGUGGCGGGGGUUACAAUGACUUUGGAAGCCUAGGAUGCUGCAUGGAUUCCUGUCCAUACGGAAGACACCACCCACCCGGCAAGCGAAGAAAGGGAAGAAAACUGUAACCGACAGUGUACCGGCUCCGGAAACAAGCCCUGCUGUUGCCCCUUCAUAAAGAAUUGCAAGGCGCCUAAAUUUUUUUGAAUAAAGUAUUGCAUUGAAAAAGUACCA